AUAAAGAGUGAGGAGCUCGGCGCGCGCCCGGUCCGAGCGAGCGCGUCCUUGCUUCAAAGCGAUAGUGACUCUCGCGCCUCCAGCUAGGCCUCCAGCCCUUCUCUACCCUACGUCUCGUUCUCCGCACCGCAGUUCUCCGGCCCGCCAGCGCUCCAGGCUAUCUGCCAGUCCCGGACCCCGGUACUGCGUCUCCAUACCGCCCGCUCCAGGACCAAUCCAAGCUCCGCAGGCCGCGCACCGCCAUGGGGGUGGAGGGCUGCACCAAAUGCAUCAAAUACCUGCUCUUCGUCUUCAAUUUCGUCUUCUGGCUGGCUGGAGGCGUGAUCCUAGGUGUAGCUCUGUGGUUGCGCCAUGAUCCACAGACCACCAGCCUGCUGUACCUGGAACUGGGAAACAAACCAGCACCCAGCACCUUCUAUGUGGGCAUCUACAUUCUCAUUGCUGUGGGAGCUGUGAUGAUGUUCGUAGGCUUCCUGGGGUGCUAUGGGGCCAUCCAGGAGUCCCAGUGUCUGCUGGGGACGUUCUUCACCUGCCUUGUGAUCCUGUUUGCCUGUGAGGUGGCUGCAGGCAUCUGGGGCUUCGUAAACAAAGACCAGAUCGCCAAGGAUGUGAAGCAGUUCUAUGACCAGGCCCUUCAGCAGGCUGUAAUGGAUGAUGAUGCCAACAAUGCCAAGGCUGUGGUGAAGACUUUCCAUGAGACGCUCAACUGUUGUGGCUCCAACGCACUGACCACACUGACUACCACCAUACUGAGGAACAGCCUGUGUCCCUCAGGCGGCAACAUACUCACCCCCUUACUGCAGGAAGAUUGUCAUCAGAAAAUUGAUGAGCUCUUUUCUGGGAAGCUGUACCUCAUCGGAAUUGCCGCCAUUGUGGUAGCUGUCAUUAUGAUCUUCGAGAUGAUUCUAAGCAUGGUGCUGUGCUGUGGCAUCCGGAACAGCUCCGUGUACUGAGGCCCUUUGCAUUGCACCAGAGGAUCCCUGGAGUGACCAGAGGCCACCUUGGGGGACAUGGCCUGUGUAUAUAAUAUUUCUGUAUUACUCUGCUACACUUAGUCUUUUUACUUUUGAGGGUUUUUUUUUUUUUUUUUUUGUCCUGAACUUUUCCUGUUACCUUUUGGGAGCUGACAUCACACAUGGGUGGCAUAUGUGGGAUGUAGGGGUGGAACUGUCCCUGGCUUGCAGGUCCAUGUAGGUCUGGGACCCCUGGAGAGUUCUGCUUGCUGAGCCAAACCUCCUCUACAGCUACUUGCUCAGAGGCUUUGUAGCCUAGCUAGAGGGCCAUGCCCACCCACCCACUCUGCCCACUGUGGGUCACAUCGCUCAUAUCUUUUUAAUCCUUGUCCCUUUCCUGCCUCCAUUUCAAGAGCUGGGUUUGUAAGCCCUCUUAUGCCUUCAAUGCACUUAUUCUUUCUAACGUGUCACCUUCAACUGUAAUUAAAUCUUGAAACAGUCAUUUAAUAAAGGAGGAAAAAAAAAAUCAGGCAUGCUAA
This is a messenger RNA of Mus pahari (shrew mouse), 1492 nucleotides long. RefSeq names its product CD81 molecule (gene Cd81). Gene Ontology annotation, cellular component: membrane. The transcript has 8 exons. The coding region runs from base 243 to 953 and encodes 236 amino acids. Lineage: Eukaryota; Metazoa; Chordata; Mammalia; Rodentia; Muridae. The record is from RefSeq and is a predicted model, not a curated record.